This is a messenger RNA of Malurus melanocephalus (red-backed fairy wren), 2294 nucleotides long. RefSeq names its product uroporphyrinogen decarboxylase (gene UROD). Gene Ontology annotation, biological process: heme biosynthetic process. The record is from RefSeq and is a predicted model, not a curated record. Bases 106 to 1206 code for a protein of 366 amino acids. Gene Ontology annotation, molecular function: uroporphyrinogen decarboxylase activity. Lineage: Eukaryota; Metazoa; Chordata; Aves; Passeriformes; Maluridae. Gene Ontology annotation, cellular component: cytosol. The transcript is spliced from 10 exons.
CCUAGACCGGGCAGGCCUGCGUCCCUUCCUGGUGUGGUGACGGGGGCAUGCACCGGGGACUGCACAGGGUUACUGGUGUGGCUCUGGGAACAGCGAUCUGGCACUAUGGGGCCACUGGGCCCCAAAGGCUUCCCCAAGCUGAAGAACGACACUUUCCUGCGCGCGGCGCGCGGGGAGGAGACGGAGCACACCCCGGUGUGGUGCAUGCGGCAGGCGGGGCGCUACCUGCCAGAGUUUCGGGAGACACGGGCGACACAGGAUUUCUUUGCCACUUGCCGGAGCCCCAAAGUGUGCUGUGAGCUGACGUUGCAGCCGCUAAGACGAUUCCCCCUGGAUGCUGCCAUCAUCUUCUCUGACAUCUUGGUGGUUCCCCAGGCACUGGGCAUGGAGGUUGUCAUGGUCCCUGGCAAAGGACCCACGUUCACAGAGCCCCUGAAGGAGGUGGARGAUCUGCUGAAACUGAGACAGAAGGUGGACGUGACCGCGGAGUUAGGUUAUGUCUUCCAGGCCAUCACACUGACACGACACAGCCUGGAGGGCAAGGUGCCCCUCAUCGGCUUCUCAGGGGCACCAUGGACCCUCAUGUCCUACAUGAUUGAAGGUGGUGGCUCCUCUACAAUGGCCAAGGCCAAGAGCUGGCUCUACCGUCACCCCGAGGCGAGCCACCGGCUACUGCGGCUGCUGGCUGAUGUCAUCAUUGACUACCUGGUGGGACAGGUGGCUGCUGGAGCGCAGGCGCUCCAGCUGUUUGAAUCCCAUGCYGGGCACCUGGGCCCAGACAUGUUUCAGAACUUUGCCCUGCCUUACAUCCGAGACAUUGCCCAGGCUGUCAAGAGCAAGCUGAAGGAGGAGGCACUGCCCCUGGUGCCCAUGAUCAUCUUUGCCAAGGAUGCGCACUAUGCCUUGCGUGACCUGGCCCAUGCUGGUUAUGAGGUGGUCGGCCUCGACUGGACCAUCCGGCCCCAGGAAGCUCGUGCUCAGAUAGGAAAAGAUGUCACCCUGCAAGGGAACCUGGAUCCUUGUGCUCUCUAUGCACCCAAGGAGAAGAUUGGCGAGCUGGUGAAGAAGAUGCUGGAGGAAUUUGGGACACAACGCUAUAUUGCCAACCUGGGCCAUGGUCUCUACCCUGACAUGAACCCUGAACAUGUGGGUGCCUUUGUGGAGGCCGUGCACGCUCAUUCCCGUCACAUCAACAAGCACAGCUGAGCCUGGGACCCUGGGGACAGGACUCUGGUUUGGGCACAGUCACCCCUGUGUUGUUGGAAGGCUCACCCCAGGCUGGGCUGCAGCAUUAAACCAGCACCUUCUCCACAGCAGCCGUGUGGCUCUGGCUGGGGGSAUGGGGAACUGGACAGCCCUGAAGGAGGGGGGCAGUCAUGGCACACUGCUGGAGGAGCACAUGAGGUCAGGGGAGCCCCUGAGCUGUAUCCUGCAGGUCAGGAUAGGGAAACAGGGAUGGCAGUGAACUGGGGGAGGAUGCUUCUCCCUGCCAGGCUGCAGUGUAUGUGCUGACAACAGAGGAUGUGAGCUUAGAGCACAACAGGCAUCUCCUGACAAUGGAUGUGCUCAGCCCUGUUAGGGAGGGUGGGCUGCCUGAAGCUGGCAGUCACGGCCUGGGAGCUUGGGGCUCACAGCCCACCACUGGCUCAGGUGCGAAUGAGCAACAUGACAUCAACCCAGGGUAGCCCCAAGGGGCUGGGAAACCCAGCAGGAUAUCCCUGGGGGAUAUCUGGCAAAGUGGCAGGACAACCUCUGACACUGCACCCUACCACACUGGCUGGGAUGGCAACAAAAUCACCAURGCCCUCCAAUUCCCAAAGCCUCUUUAGGACCAUUCCCCUGGUCCUGCAGUGUUCCCCCAUGCACGCCUCCCUAUCUCCUCAGAUCCUCAGGGUCAAGCUUGCCUGGGGCUCAGCAAACCCUGCAAAAAGUAGCUCAGGAACACUGAGUUACAACUCCCUGCCACUCCAUCCCACACUCCAGUACACUCACUGUGGUUCAGGUUGGCUGCAGGGUGGAUCAAGACAUGAGCAGCAAUGCUGCCCUGGACAGGGCAUGGACAGGGCAGUGCCUCCAACAUGGGCAAGGACCUGCUAACACCGUGUGUGGCAGCGAAUUGCACCCAAAAGCARCCAGAGUGCCUUGUCCCUGCUCUGUCCCCCUCCUUGGGGCACAGGAGCUGGGUACCACMGGGGACUGUGACACUGCUCUGCAGAAGUGUGGUGACCCUCUGACUUCAGAGAAAGGCAGGAGAGACAAAGGCAGUAACGUUCAUCCCUUUUAUUAUUAAACAU